Messenger RNA from Diversispora eburnea, 163 nucleotides. Lineage: Eukaryota; Fungi; Glomeromycota; Glomeromycetes; Diversisporales; Diversisporaceae. The record is from the annotation of a GenBank genome assembly.
UUAUAUCAAUGAUACAAUGGUUUUGGAGAAUUUAGAAGAAACUGUCUUUGGAUUUAAUACAUUUGAAGUUUAUAGUACUGCACCUACUGAACUUAAAACCUUAUGCACAUAUCGAGAAAAUGAUUCUAUGAAUUUGCAUGAUGAAUUAGUUAAUACUUUUUAA